UACAAAUACCAAGCAAAUUCGAAAACUCUAAAAAAGUAGGGCCCCGCUGAUUCUCCGAGUGCCAAAUUUCUCUUUCUCAUCCCCAAUUUCGCCGCCGAUCUUCGAAUCUCGGAACCCUAAUUUAUUUUUUCACUUCUGUAAUUGUUCUUCCAGAAAUCAUAACAUUUCAACGUUCAAUUCAUUCGGAAAAAUUGAGGGUUGGAGAUUCAAGAUCAGUCAAAAUGGAAGUCAAUGGAAAGUCUGACUUAAAUGUUCCGUUAUUGGAAGCUCAGGAUAGUGUGACGGUUAACAUUUCUCCACCAACUCCAUAUGACGAUAAGAAGAUUAAAACGGCGAAAUUCAAGAUAAAGGGUAUUGAGUGUGGAUCUUGCACGACCUCAGUAGAAUCUGUGGUAGGGAAGCUUAAUGGAGUUGUGACUGUGGUUGUAUCACCAAUGGAUGGGCAAACUGUUGUCAAAUACAUGCCAGAGAUGGUUGAUGUGUGAACCAAUAGGGAUCAGAUCUUGGCCAUCCUGCCUCCCUUCUCAAUCUCAGAAGAUAGUUGUUGCUGAUCUUUUCUUAUGUGGCUCUUAUCUAACAAAAAUUAAGCCAAAAAGAAUAAGAGAAACCGUAGAAAAUGCAGGAUUUCAAGUUGAAGGUUAUCCGGAGCAAGAAAUAGAAGUAUGUCGACUGAAAAUAAAAGGAAUGGCAUGCACCAGCUGCUCGGAGUCUGUUGAAAGAGCCCUUUUGGUAGCUGAUGGAGUGAAAAAGGCUGUGGUUGGUCUUUCUCUCGAGGAAGCCAAGGUUCAUUUUGACCCAAAUGUCACAAACCCCAGCAAAAUCAUAGAAGCAGUAGAAGAUUCUGGUUUUGAAGCUGAUCUUAUUAACCCAGGUAAUGAUGUGAACAAAGUGCACCUAAAGCUUGACGGAGUUCAUUCCCUUGAAGAUGUUUCGACUAUCAGAAUUGCUCUUGAGUUAGCAGUUGGUGUUAAUCAUGUUGACAUUGAUAUGGAAGGGAAAAAAACCACUGUAAGCUAUGAUCCUGAUGUUACUGGUCCUAGGUCUCUGAUAAAAUGCAUCAGAGAGGCUUCUGUCGGUGUAACUUGUUAUGAUGCGAGCUUGUAUGUCCCUCCAAGACAGAGAGAUCUGGAUCAUUGGAAUGAGAUCCAAAUGUACAGGAAUCAGUUCUUAUGGAGUUGCCUUUUUUCUGCCCCAGUAUUUGUUUUUUCAAUGGUACUCCCAAUGCUUCCACCUUAUGGGGAUUGGUUAGACUACAGGAUACACAAUAUGCUUACUAUUGGAAUGCUGCUAAGAUGUAUCCUUUGCGCACCAGUGCAGUUUGUCAUCGGACGGAGGUUUUACAUUGGGGCAUAUCAUGCGUUGAGGAGAAAAUCUGCUAAUAUGGAUGUUCUGGUGGCUGUGGGAACAAAUGCUGCUUACCUCUACUCUCUCUACAUAUUAUUUAAAGCUUUGACUUCCAAUGACUUUGAAGGGCAAGAUUUUUUUGAGACUAGUGCUAUGUUAAUAUCUUUUAUACUUUUGGGCAAGUAUUUGGAGAUUGUGGCAAAAGGGAAGACGUCAGAUGCUUUAGCAAAGUUAUCCGAGCUUGCUCCAGAUACGGCGUGCUUGGUAACCAUAGACGGUAAUGGAAAUGUCACCUCAGAAACAGAAAUAAGCACUCAACUCAUACAGCGGAAUGACUUGUUUAAGAUUGUUCCUGGGGAAAAGGUCCCUGUUGAUGGGAUUGUUAUUGAUGGUCAAAGCUAUGUAAAUGAGAGUAUGAUCACAGGAGAAGCAGUGCCAGUUGCCAAAAGACCUAGUGAUAAGGUCAUUGGUGGGACUGUAAAUGAGAAUGGCUGCAUCAUAGUAAAGGCCACACAUGUCGGGUCAGAGACUGCCCUUUCUCAGAUUGUUCAGCUUGUGGAGGCUGCACAGUUGGCCAGAGCCCCUGUUCAGAAAUUGGCUGACCAAAUCUCAAGGUUUUUUGUUCCAACUGUUGUUGCUGCAGCAUUUAUUACAUGGUUAGCAUGGUUUGUUACCGGAGUAGCUGGUGUUUAUCCAAAACAUUGGAUCCCAAAAGCCAUGGACAAAUUUGAACUGGCUCUGCAGUUUGGAAUAUCUGUUGUUGUGGUUGCUUGUCCAUGUGCUCUGGGACUGGCGACUCCUACUGCUGUCAUGGUCGCCACUGGCAAGGGUGCUUCACUAGGUGUGCUCAUCAAGGGGGGAUCUGCACUUCAAAAGGCGCACAAGGUUAAAGCUGUGGUCUUUGACAAGACAGGAACGUUGACGGUAGGAAAGCCAGUUGUUGUCAAUGCUGUUCUCUUUUCUGGGGUUACACUGGAGGAGUUAUGCAACAUGACAAUUGCCAUAGAGGCAAACAGUGAGCACCCCUUAGCAAAAGCUGUAGGUGCACACGCUAAGACCUUACGCAAGAAACAUCAAUCAUUGGCUGACCAUGUUGAAGAUGCAAAGGAUUUUGAGGUGCACCCCGGAGCCGGAGUUGGUGGAAAGGUCGGUGACAAGAUAGUUUUGGUGGGAAACAAGAGACUCCUACAAGUUUAUAAUGUGCCAAUCAACGAUGAGAUUAAGGAGUAUAUCUCAAAAACAGAGAAUUUGGCCCGAACUUGCGUGUUAGUUGCCAUUGAUGGCAAAGUUGGUGGGGCCUUUUCUGUGACUGAUCCAGUGAAGCCAGAGGCAGCUCGUGUCGUUAGAUUUCUCCAGUCUAUGGGCAUCUCAAGCAUCAUGGUAACUGGUGAUAACUGGGGUACUGCAACAGCAAUAGCAAGAGAAGUUGGGAUUAAUCAAGUUUUUGCCGAAACUGACCCAAUUGGAAAAGCUGAGAAGAUCAAAGAAAUUCAGAUGAAAGGCGUAACAGUGGCAAUGGUGGGAGACGGGAUUAACGAUUCCCCCGCCUUAGUUGCAGCUGAUGUCGGAAUGGCAAUAGGCGCUGGCACUAACGUUGCUAUUGAGGCAGCUGAUAUAGUUCUCAUCAAGAGCAACCUAGAAGACGUGGUGACAGCCAUCGAUCUAUCUCGAAAGACAAUGUCCAAGAUCCGGCUAAAUUACGUGUGGGCCCUCGGCUAUAAUGUCUUAGCCAUGCCAAUUGCUGCUGGAAUUUUAUUCCCCUUCACCGGGAUUCGGCUUCCGCCUUGGGUUGCUGGUGCUUGUAUGGCUGCUUCAUCUGUUAGUGUGGUCUGUUCUUCUCUUUUGUUGCAGUCAUACAAGAAGCCUCUGAAUGUUGAAAGAAUUUGAUGGCUGACAGUAGACCUGUUCAAUGGGCUGGGGGCCCAUCAAUAGCCCGGUUAAUUCUGGCACGGCCUGGCCCUAACCCGGCCCGAUGAACAGGUCUGACACACCAUCCUCAAUAUCAUGGCAUAACUUGUACAUAGAUUUUUAUUGCAGAAGUGGAAUCUAUGACCACUAUUUAUCACACAUUCCUGCAAUCUCAGUAGAGCACAGUUUUGUAGGCUAUAUCUUAGACCGAUCAUCUUGAGCCCGGCUCGGAAAAUAGCGGGUUUUAGUCAGAAUUUCUAGGCCCGUUUUCUGGGCCUCAUUUAACCCGUCCCAAUUUUGAUUUUUUUGGGUGGAUUUUGGGCAACUAAAAAAUGAAAUUUUAGUUAUAAAAUUGGCCACGGCCUGAAAAUGGCCUGAAAAGCCCUCUAUUUUUUACACGAAAUAGCGGCUUUUGGCUGCUUCAUCUGCUAGUGUGGUCUGUUCUUCUCUUUUGUUGCAGUCAUAUAAGAAGCCUCUGAAUGUUGAAAGAAUUUGAUGGAUGUCUAUCACACCAUGUUCAAUGUUCUUGGAAUAACUUGUACAUAGAGAUUUUUAUUGCAGAAGUGUAAAAAAGUAUGUUCAAUUCAUUUAUGACCAUUAUUAAGAAGAGCACAGUUUUGUA
Molecule: messenger RNA, 3874 nt
Organism: Spinacia oleracea (spinach)
Lineage: Eukaryota; Viridiplantae; Streptophyta; Magnoliopsida; Caryophyllales; Amaranthaceae
Product: copper-transporting ATPase HMA4
Exons: 10
Coding region: 439-3231 (930 amino acids)
Biological process (GO): monoatomic cation transport
Cellular component (GO): membrane
Molecular function (GO): copper ion binding; ATP binding; ATP hydrolysis activity
Source: RefSeq, a predicted model, not a curated record